Acanthosepion pharaonis is the source of this 1548-nucleotide messenger RNA. The record is from the annotation of a GenBank genome assembly. Lineage: Eukaryota; Metazoa; Mollusca; Cephalopoda; Sepiida; Sepiidae.
AUGAGUAUCUUCGAAUCUAUCUAUCGAUCGAUCUAUCUACGAGUCUCUUCAAAUCUAUCUACAUAUCUAUCUACGAGUCUUUUCAUAUCUAUCUAUCUAUCUAUCUAUCUAUCUAUCUAUCUAUCUAUGUAUUUAUCAAUCGAUUUAUCUCGUUCUGUUUAUAUCUAUCUAUCUAUCUAUUUAUCAUUUUAUUCAUUUCUUCUUGCUUUCUUUCUUUUUCUCAUGCUUGCUUGCUUUCUUUCUUUGGCCUCUGUCUCACUUUUCCUUUUUCUUCGAAUGCACAAAUUCCUUUUCCCUUUUCCCUCUAUCUUUCUUGAUCGCCCUUUCUUUUUUCUCCCUAUCGUUUUACUCGCUUUUCCUCCUCAUCGCCAGUCUCGCCUUUUGCAUUAUUUCUUGGCACAUCAUUCUUUUUAUUUUUACUCUAGAUUAAACCUUCACUAUCUUUCUCUUUCUGUACAUUCUCUUCCUAUCUAUCUAUCUAUCUAUCUAUCUAUCUAUCUAUCUAUCUAUCUAUCUAUCUAUCUCAAUCAUUUCCUAUCUAUAUAUAUAUAUAUAUUUCAAUCUGUUCCUAUCUAUCUAUCAUUCUGUUCCUAUCUAUCUAUCUCAAUUAGUUCCUAUCUAUCUAUCUAUUUGUCUAUCUAUCGCAAUCAGUUCCUAUCUAUCUAUCUAUCUAUCUAUCUAUGUAUCUAUCUGUCUAUCUAUCUCAAUCAGUUCCUAUCUAUCUAUCUAUCUAUCUAUCUCAAUCAGUUCCUAUCUAUCUAUCUAUCUAUCUAUCUAUCUAUCUGUCUAUGUAUCUAUCUGUCUAUCUAUCUCAAUCAUUUCCUAUCUAUCAUUCUGUUCCUAUCUAUCUAUCUAUAUAUAUAUAUAUAUAUAUAUAUAUAUAUAUUUCAAUCUGUUCCUAUCUAUCUAUCAUUCUCUUCCUAUCUAUCUAUCUCAAUUAGUUCCUAUCUAUCUAUCUAUUUGUCUAUCUAUCGCAAUCAGUUCCUAUCUAUCUAUCUAUCUAUCUAUCUAUCUAUCUAUCUAUCUAUCUAUCUAUCUAUCUCUCAAUCAGUUCCUAUCUAUCUAUCUAUCUAUCUAUCUGUCUAUGUAUCUAUCUGUCUAUCUAUCUCAAUCAUUUCCUAUCUAUCAUUCUUUCCCAUCUAUCUAUCUAUUUGUCUAUCUAUCGCAAUCAGUUCCUAUCUAUCUAUCUAUCUAUCUAUCUAUCUAUCUAUCUAUCUCAAUCAGUUCCUAUCUAUCUAUCUAUCUAUCUCAAUCAGUUCCCAUCUAUCUAUCUAUCUGUCUAUGUAUCUAUCUGUCUAUCUAUCUCAAUCAUUUCCUAUCUAUCAUUCUUUCCCAUUCAUCUAUCUAUCUAUCUAUCUAUCUCAAUCAGUUACUAUCUAUCUAUCUAUCUAUCUAUCUAUGUAUCUAUCUGUCUAUCUAUCUCAAUCAGUUCCUAUCUAUCUAUCUAUCUAUCUAUCUAUCUGUCUGUCUGUCUGUCUGUCUGUCUGUCUAUCUCAAUCAGUUUCUAUCUAUCUAUCUAUCUACGUCUGUUACUAUCUAUCUAUCUAA